AUGUCCCACUCCAACUUACACUUCAUUAGCAUUUUCCAAGACAAAUGGCGCAAUGAAAUCUCUGGUACUCCUCUCCGACGGCAACAAACGCGACAAGCGCUCCACACGAAUGACAUUAUCGUCUUGAUGGGUUUGCUCCCCGACACUACCACCGAGAACUCAUCUAUCUCUGAGCAUGACUGCGACAACGCCUGGACCAAGUUUCUGGAGUGCCGAUGGGAAUUGCGCGAGCAAUACUCCGAACACCUGAAGCAUCAAUUACAGACCUGGUGUACAGAAGAAAUUGGUCGUGGGAUGGAGGCUGAGGUCGAGAUGAAGGGAAUUUGGGCAGGGAUGAGUUCUAGCACUGGUGGUUGGGAUGAGGAUAUCACUGAAGACAUGGCGAGGACGGAGUUUGAGAGAUGGCGGGAGGGAAAAUUGAGGCACGGCAGUAGAGUGCGAGCAGUGAGGUCGCGGAGUCAAGGAGAUGACGGGCAGAUGUCGACAAGGCGGCUUUUCGACGACGGCACAACUCAGGCAACACCAUCGGCUCGCAGAAACUCUCUUCCCAUGAUUGCAAGGCCGAUCCUCACGGCUGCCGCAAAUCAAAAGUUAUCUCCAUCCGAUGGACCUCCCCCAUCACAAGAACCAUCAUCGAAUAAACCUCUACCUAGUCCAUCGCGACCGCCGUCAUCACCGUCACCACCACCACCACCGUUACCUGGACCCUUCCAACGUAAACCUCCAGCGCCUCUUACCGAGGACCGCUUGUCCUCAGGCUUCCUCCCCACUCAAGUCAACACAAUCUUGUCCCGCAUUGCCUUCCAUCUCUACGAAAGUUUCCUUGACCUUGUGGUCUGGCAUCCUUUCUACUACGCCAACGUGCACCCACGACUGCUUGAAGAAAUGGACCAGGUCUGGGGAACGAGUUUCGAUUACGAGGAAGAAGACUGUUUAGAGAAUGCGGACUGGGCAAUCUCUGCUGCCAGUCGCCCUGCGCAGCAAAGUGAAAGUCUUGAGGACUCUGAGCGCCCACUUCGUUUAUUCCGCGAAUUGAGACAUCAGCGUUCGGGACGGGUUCUGCAACAGUGGGUAUGUCCGGUUGCCUAUUGGAUUUGUUGGUAUGGGACUUUGUUUGCUCUCGGCUUUGCAGGAAUUACGUCUUCUCCGGCUGCUACGGACGACCAACCUAUGCUUCAGACGCGAAUAUGCUUGGCGUUGGGCAUGACGUGGUUGAUGUACUACGCCGACUCACGGGCGAGUGUCUGGGACCGGGUAACAAGGGGUCGAGAAGUGAUGGCUGAAGGCUUCAUUCAGGAGGAAGAUUGGGAUGAAAGAUCGAGCAGUGACGUUGAGACUGAGGCCGAUACCACCGGGGCGGGAGAUGAUGAAGAGAGAAGCAUUGCAGGAGCAGAAGCAACGUUGAAGGAAGCACGAAUAUCGAACAUCUGCGAAGUCGCCAGGUCGAUCUUGAAAUCCGACCACCCCAUCCUCCCUCUCAGUCUGGAAGCUUGGAUCCUCCGGUUCUUCAGAUGGGCGUUCUAUGCUCUUGUCUUCGGCGCUACCUUGGGCAUGUAUCACGUUCUCAGGUCGGCUGGCCUGAAUGUCCCUGGCGCCUCUGCUGUAUGGGUAAUCCCUUGCUUCUUGACUCUGGCAUGGAUGUACCUGGAUGUCGUGCAACCAUUUCUCGAACCUCGCUGGAGUCAUUUUCUUUCGUGGCUCAAGAACAUCUCCAUCUUGUCUGGGUUUGGAUGGAUUGGUGUGAUGUGUUGCGUCGCCGUGUGGCCCAUUCUUCCCACUUACACUCAUUAUGACGGAGUCACCUGGACCGAAGCCCCGGUCACGAAUACUAGCGGCAGCGGCAGAAUUGGCGGUAUGUUUGCUCUAACAGCACUUCUCUUCGGCUCCAGCAACAUGACUGCGGCUUCCUCGUCGCGUUCGGCAAAUUUCUGCGAGGCGUUGUACGAGGCGGAAUUCGGGUCCUACUAUUCUCGAUUAUCAACGCUUACUUCAGAUUCUGGAUUCACCCAAGAAGAAAUGGCUCUGCUCUCCAACCUUACCGUUUCGUCUUCCCAAACACUGCUCGAUGCCAAUUUUGAGCUCCUGCAGUUGGCACUGGAGGGCGGCGAAGGAAGUGCUAGUGCCGGCGCUCUGGGCGUGGUGAUGGCGAUGCUAGGCGAGCCGGCGUUACCUUUAGCAGAGCUGAACAGCUCCCACACUCCCAUUCCGUCUAGGCAUCGCCUGCGCAAAUCACUGCUCACCAUUGUUGGGCUCCGCUUCGCUAUGGAGAGAGGUCUAGCAAUGCAGAAGGCAAGCGACAAGGAAUUCCUGCCAGGAAUGCAAGCAGUAGCGUUGAAGAAGACAUUGACGGUAGAGAAGGGCUGUCUUGUCCUCGCUCUUGGGGUCCUAGAGAGGGGAUCAUUGAUCGAGAUCUUUGCAAAAGGGAUUGUAUAA
This is a messenger RNA of Pseudocercospora fijiensis CIRAD86, 2433 nucleotides long. RefSeq lists its product as uncharacterized. NCBI's taxonomy places the organism in Eukaryota, Fungi, Ascomycota, Dothideomycetes, Mycosphaerellales, Mycosphaerellaceae. Bases 1 to 2433 code for a protein of 810 amino acids. The transcript is spliced from 3 exons. The record is from RefSeq and is a predicted model, not a curated record.